GCCAAAAACGGUGCCUCUGAUCUCAUGCUUCCUCGACUUCGUCGCUGAUGUCAGAUCGAACCGAGAUGGCCAUCAGAAGGCCAAGCAAUUAUAUCAUGAGCUCUGCAUUGGCUGGAUCUUGGCGCCUGUCAAUUGAUUAAAUCUUGCAUGCGGAACGAAGCCUCGCCGCCCCUGGAGAGUCUCUUGAGCCUAGAGUCGAGGACACUACGAAUGCUAGAAGCCUCGAGGCUACCGUCCGGCGCACACGGCCAGUAUGGAGCCCGACGAGUCGAACUACGAACUCGACGCCUUGCUGGAGGACGAUGGAGUCAGUCCUCGAGGAUCCACUGGCGAAAGGACGUCUUCGGAAUACGACAUGGUGGAAGGUGGUCAUUCCCAGCUACGAGAACGGAAACCUGGACGAAAAGCUGCCGGUGAUGACCGACUCUCAACGUUCUACCAACCUGUCGAGUCGUACGAAGGCAGGCAUCGAUGGGAUCCCAAGUUUCAAUGGACGCCGGCUCAGGAACGGAAAGUUGUUCGCAAGAUUGAUCGAAGAAUCUGCAUAUGGAUCUGCGUCAUGUUCUUCGCCCUGCAAGUCGACAGAGGCAAUAUCUACCAGGCACUCUCCGAUGAUAUGCUCGACAACCUCAACAUUACGACAAACGAAUACAACUACGGCCAGUCGAUCUUCUUCCUCGCGUUCAUCCUUGCUGAGCUGCCAUCACAGCUUGUGUCCAAGCGACUAGGCCCCGAUACUUGGUUGCCGAUGCAGAUGGUCGCUUGGUCUGUGAUCGCCAGUCUUCAAUCGCUGCUUUCUGGGAAAUGGUCAUUCUGGAUUACUCGAGCACUUAUCGGAAUCUGUGAAGGAGGCUUCAUUCCUACCGUCGUCCUUUACCUGUCUUAUUUCUACAAUUCGACCGAGCUACCCAUCCGCCUCAGCUAUUUCUGGUUAACCAAAGAACUAUCCGAUAUGAUCUCCGCGCUCAUUGCAUACGGCAUCCUUCACAUGCGCGGAGUUCUCGGAAUAGCAGGAUGGAGAUGGCUCUUCGCCCUCGAAGGCAUCCUGACCGGCUCCAUAGGCAUCAUCUCCUACGUCUACCUCCCGCCCUCCCCAACGCAAACUGCAUCCAAAUUCCGAGGAGAAAGGGGGUGGUUCAGUGUCGAGGAAGAAAAGAUCAUGGUCAACCGCAUCCUCCGCGACGACCCGAGCAAAGGCGACAUGCAUAAUCGCGAAGCCCUCACACCAUCCAUGAUCUGGCACUGUCUCACCGAUUACCACCUCUGGCCUAUCUACCUUAUCGGUCUCUCGUGGGAAAUGCCGGUCGAGCCUAUAGCGCAAUACAUGACGCUCACCCUCCGCGGCGCCGGCUUCGACACUUUCACCGUCAACUUGCUCACGAUCCCCGCGUACGCCUUUUGGAUGAUGAACCUGCUCAUAGUCACUCGCGUAUCGGAAUGGAUUAACGAGCGCUUCUUGCUCUCUACCAUCUCGCAAUUCUGGAUCUUGCCAAUCUUGCUUGCAUUGGAGUUGCUUCCGGUGCCGCGCAAUCACUGGACCGUUUGGUUCCUCACUGUUCUUGCUUUCGCGCAACCGUACGUCCACGCAAUGCUUGUUGGCAUCGCGAGUCGCAAUUCGGGCUCGGUGAGACUGAGGGCUGUCUCGGCUGCGCUGUACAACAUGAGCAUCCAGGCGUCGAACAUCAUUGGAUCGAAUAUCUACCGAGAAGACGAUGCCCCAUAUUACUUUCGCGGCAAUAAGAUCUUGAUGGGAGUGGCAUUGUACAAUAUCUUUCUAUUCGUGGGCACGAAAUGGUUUUACGUCGUCCAGAAUAAGCGCCGAGAUCGCAUAUGGCUGAAUAUGUCGGAGGAGGCGAGAAGGCAAUAUCUUGCCAACACUCGGGACCAGGGAAAUAAGAGGCUAGACUUUAGAUUUGCUCAUUGAGCUGGCAAUGCAUAGCGUAUUGAUAUCUAUACUGCA
Neohortaea acidophila is the source of this 1960-nucleotide messenger RNA. RefSeq names its product phthalate transporter. The record is from RefSeq and is a predicted model, not a curated record. Gene Ontology annotation, cellular component: membrane. NCBI's taxonomy places the organism in Eukaryota, Fungi, Ascomycota, Dothideomycetes, Mycosphaerellales, Teratosphaeriaceae. Gene Ontology annotation, molecular function: sulfate transmembrane transporter activity. The transcript has 3 exons. The coding region runs from base 254 to 1924 and encodes 556 amino acids. Gene Ontology annotation, biological process: transmembrane transport.